Messenger RNA from Exaiptasia diaphana, 8747 nucleotides. Its product is annotated as mucin-5AC. The record is from RefSeq and is a predicted model, not a curated record. Gene Ontology annotation, molecular function: protein binding. Gene Ontology annotation, cellular component: extracellular matrix. Lineage: Eukaryota; Metazoa; Cnidaria; Anthozoa; Actiniaria; Aiptasiidae.
CUUGAUUGUAUUGGUCACAGCUUGGUUCCACCUAUCUAAACGAUGAAAGUUUGGAUAUUUCUACUUUUAUUUUCUGGUUUUUAUGCACAUAAAAUAAGCUCAAACAAUGGUGGUGCUCCAAGACCAGGAAGCCACUUCUGCCCAAAGAUAAAAGAAAAAAAGGAAACUUUUAUUGAGAGUUCUAAUCACGUGACUACUAGACUUGUACGCUUAAAGUGCUCAUUACAAGAUCCUCACAAAGAUACGUUCCUCGCUAGAGAAGCCUUCGAUACUACAAYGUGCAUAUACAGUCGGAAAGAAAGUUUUCCAAACAAAAAAGUAGUUCCACGGUUGAUAAAAUACCUCGACAUGGCUCAAUGUUGCCAGGGGUUUCAAGGAAAACAUUGCGACCAGCCAAUAACAGAUCCAGUCUGUGACCCUGUUUGUUUGAACGGUGGGACCUGCGUUGAACAAGACACGUGUGCAUGCUYAGUUGGAUGGMAGGGGGCUAACUGUGAAAUAGCAACGUGCACUCCUMCUUGUUUGAAUGGUGGUAUGUGUGUGUCUCCUGGAACUUGUGCAUGUGGUGGUACUCAUGCGGGAAAGCGCUGCGAGAAAGACAUAUCCACUCGUCCUUUAGAAGCGUCCUUACUAGACACUCCUAUAGAUGUCCACGUAAGAGAAGCUCGAGCAGUAAGAAUCAAGGAAGAGGGGCAUUGCUUGACAUGGGGACAAACUCAUUAUCGCACCUUCGAUGGUCUACACUUGGACUUCAUUGGUCGGUGUAGCUAUGCACUAGUUAAAGACUGUAUUCCCGGUUCUGAUCAAUUCUCAAUCCACGUCGAAAACGAUAGAAGCUGUGUUGAGAGUGGUAAUGGGUGCAAACGAGCUGUGUUGAUGUACAUCAAUGAACAAGUCUACAAAAUGGGGACAGGCAGUCUUCUAACGGUAGAUAACAAGAUGAUAACAGUCCCGUACAAAGAUGCUCGCGUUUCGAUAUCAAAAAUACAGUCAUACUUCGUAAUGCGUGCUUUGGGAGAUGAAAUCGAAGUGAAGUUUGAUGGUGUGUCUGGUGUAUAUAUAUCAAUAGCUGAUAAAUACAAAAAUACUACAUGUGGUUUAUGUGGGAACUACAACGGAAUAUCUGAUGAUGACAUCAUCAAAGCGUCAUCCAAUAAACGGGCAUCUAAUAUCGCAGAACUGGCCGAUAGCUGGGCAAUGCCAAACCCUAAAGAGACAUGCUCACCAGCUAAGCYAGUAACAAUGGAUGCUUGUAAGCAAGCAGGUCCUGUUGUCAGCCUUAGUGCUCGACGAAUUUGUAUGGUCUUACUUGGAGAACUUUUCAGUUCUUGUCAUCCUAAAGUCGAUCCAAAAGGCUUCGUGCAAAGAUGCGAGAUUGAUGUGUGUUCUUGCAAAUUCGGUCAGCACUCAGCCUGCCAAUGUGAAGCUUUAACACAAUAUUCUCGUGCAUGCGCCAAUGAAGGAAUACCGCUGGACUGGAGGAGCGACUAUUUGUGUCCCAAGAAAUGCAGCAAGUCUAAAGUUUACUUAGAGUGCGGACAGGCGUGUUUAAAGACCUGCGAUACAGAUACACUGCAACCAACAUGUAAAGAGACAUGUAUAGAUGGCUGUCAUUGUCCCUUGGGAAGUGUCCAAGGACCAGACAGUCAGUGUUUAUUGCAAAGUCAGUGCCCUUGUCAUCAUAACGACAUUGACUAUCCAAGUGGAACGACAAUACGAGUGGGUUGUAAUACAUGUCAGUGUAGUGGUGGAACAUGGUCUUGUACAAAAAAUAGAUGUCCAGGAACUUGUUACACCUAUGGUGACCCACAUUACGUUACGUUCGAUGGCAAAGCCUAUUCAUUUGAAGGAAAAUGUCAAUACCGAUUGGUUGAAUCUCUUGACAGUUCUUUCUCUGUCGUCAUCAACACUGCUUCUUGUUCAUCCAAUCAAAAGAGCAGUUGUGYCAAAUCGGCAGWAAUUAAUUACAUGAAUACAAGCAUUUCAUUGGUUCAUAACCAUCCUCUUAAAGACACGGUUCACAUCCGGUACCAAGAUAAAUCCAACAAUCAGCCAUUGUUGAUGCCGGUGUACGACAGGAAGACAGGGUUUCAUUUUCGAAGGCUUUCUUCCAAUUUGGUGGAGUUCCAUGGUAACAUCGGACUCACCGUCACAUGGGAUGGAUUAAACAAUUUAUAUGUUACAAUUACACCGAGGCAUUCUGGGAAGGUCCAAGGACUUUGUGGKAACUACAACUUCAAUACAAGAGAUGAUUUUGGAGUGGAAGAAUCAGCGAUUAGUUUUGCCAAYMSCUGGUCAGAGGGAAAUUGUCCCGACRUUGCAAACGACAAAGUAAAACUCAAACCUUGUGAAAUUUACCUCCAAAACAAAAAGUACGCCGAGGAGCAGUGUGGAAAGCUCGAACAGCCUCCCUUCACCAAAUGUCAUGGUUAUGUUGAUCCCAAACCGUUCAUCGAARACUGCCAAUAUGAUGUUUGUAGCUGCAAUGGACAAAGAGACUGUCAUUGUUCUGUGUUGGAGGCUUAUGUAAGACAGUGCACGAUGCAGGGYGUGGUUUUGAAUUGGCGGAGCAACGAUACAUGCCCGGUACGAUGUCCGUCUGGAAUGGUGCAUGAGGAAUGUGGAUCUUCCUGUGUGACGUCAUGCAAAGAUCUGUCAAUCAAAAACCAUUCUUGUGUAAGCCAUUGUGUACCAGGGUGUCGAUGUCCAGAAGGGAAACUUUAUGACGMAAGAGAGGGGAAAUGUGUAGAUAUUGCGUACUGUCCAUGCUACGAUGAAGCUGGUAGACAUUACAUGUACAAUGCACGUUUGAAGAUGGACUGUAAUGAUUGUAUUUGCAGCAGAGGAAAGUUACUGUGCACAAACACAACUUGCCAGAAGAAACAGUGUCCAAGGGGACAAGUAUGGACGGAAUGUGGUGCCCAGUGUCCAAAGACAUGUAAAACCAUUCAAAUGAGCUGCAACAAUGUAAUCUGCAAAGCUGGAUGCGUCUGUCCAGAAGGGUUUGUCGAAGAACAAGGUAGAUGCAUACCUGCGUACAGCUGUCCAUGUCAGUUCAACGGUAAGAGGUAUAAGUCCGGUGACGUCAUUAAGAAAGACUGUAAUUCAUGCGUCUGCAAGAACAAAGUGUGGCAGUGUACCAGUAAAAAAUGCAUAGGUACAUGCACGGCUUUUGGCGACCCUCAUUACAAGACUUUUGAUGGCCGACUGUACAGUUUUCAAGGCGGAUGCAAUUAUGUSAUGACAACAGAUAAAUGUCCAGGAUCAAAUGUAACUAUUCAGUCAUUUAGAGUCGAUGCUGAAAACAUUCCAUGUGGUUCAACAGGCGUAACAUGCACCAAGUCCGUGACUGUCACACUGCACGAUACUGUUAUUCAUAUGGUCCGAGGCAAAGAGAAGCCUUCCRUAACACGUCUUGCAAGUCUGUCCCCAGUACGCGCUCAGUUCUCUUUAGUUUAUGCUGGUGUUUAUGUAAUUCUAAAAACACCAUUUGGCCUGAAUGUGGUCUGGGAUCGAGGGACAAGACUGUACAUUGAACUGAGUCCAAAUAGUAGGCAUUACUCCAAGGUGUGCGGGCUUUGUGGAAACUUUGAUGGCGAUAUGACCAACGAUUUUUUGGCUAAAAAUGGCAUCGAGGAAACAUCGCCAUAUCCUUUCGGCGACUCGUGGAGAGUACGAGGUGACUGCAUUAAGRCACGUGAGCCUCAACAUCCUUGUAAAMAGAACAAACACAGGGAACCCAAAGCCCAUGCUGCUUGUGCACUAAUCAAAUCAGCUGUCUUCCAAUUAUGUCAUGCGCACCACGACCCUGAUCCAUAUUAUGAACGUUGUGUUUAUGAUACCUGUGGAUGUGACAUGGUGGGAGAYUGUGAGUGUACAUGUGAAGCUAUAGCUGCWUAUGCCUACGAGUGUCUCAAGUCUGGUAUUGACAUCAGCUGGAGGAAAGACAGAUGUGAUGUUAACUGUCCKGAUAAUGCUGAAUUCAAGAACUGUGUAACAGCAUGCCCAGAAACCUGUAAUGACCCCCCAGGCCUCAACAAAACCUGUUCUAUGCGUUGUGUAGAAGGUUGCGAAUGUAAGAAGGGUUUUGUACAGACGGUUAAUACCGUUGGUCAAUUGCAGUGCAUCAAACGAAAUCGUUGUCCUUGUGUAGCAAAUGGAAAAAUAUACGAACCUGGGGAGAAGAUUGUCAAAGACUGUCAGCAAUGUGAAUGCCAAGAUGGACAAGCGACCAACUGUGUGGGCACAGUGUGUACCACAGCUCUGCCAACAACAACCAAAUUGCCAACAACGACUGCAGAACGAACAACAACUGMAACACCUUUAACUACUAAAASGUYUACAACUAGCACCAUGCCAACAACCAUCGAGGUGCACACAAGCACUGGAAUGCCAACGUCUACAGCAAGGGCUUCAACUACAGAAAUGCCAACAACUAUGAAAACRAAACAGCCCACAACAACUGCUCAACCAAGUACCACACAAUUUUCGUCCACCUCUGCCACCACAGGGCGCYCAUCAACAACACUAGUUCCAACAACAGCUGCCUACUGCAAGGAUUCGCUGGGUGUUGGUGUCCAGGACAAGAGAGUACCAGACAGUUUCUUGUCAUCAUCUUCACAGAUCGACAUUGAUGCUUCUGCGGCUCAGGGAAGACUUCAUAACCAAGACUACGCAUGGCAACCGGACUAUAAUGACAAUCACCCUUACUUUCAAGUGUUUCUUGGCAAUCUCACCAUGGUUACUCAAAUUGCUACACAAGGUCAUCCUUGGGAAGAGGAAUUUGUGAUGAAAUAUACAGUACAACAUGGCAAUGAUGGAAAGAACUGGAUGAACUACAUGGACAGCUAUGGCGAUACCAUGGUYUUUGAAGGAAACGGGAUUAAUUUUCCCUACGACAUUCUCGAUAUCGUGAAAUAUAAURACCUGCCUCGCCCAAUUACAGCUCGGUAUAUCCGAAUAAAGCCCCUCAAACAACACAACGAUGGAUUUCCGAUAGCGCUGCGAGUUGAACUCUACGGCUGUUCAGUUGAGCCGUACUGCUUGUUCCAAGGAAUCAAAAAGAAACCUGGUGAAAGAUGGCAGAUCGAUGUGUGUACCUGGAAAGAGUGUAAAAUGGACGACAGCUCGCCAACCUUGGCUACUGUUGUUGURGAAGUUAUAAUGUGYCCUAACAAAACUUGCCACACUGGAUGCCCUCCACAUGGUGCUCAACGUCAAGUGUUAAUUAKUAUACCAGGAAAAUGCUGCAAGGAAUGCAAGGAUGAGAGUAAACUUGGUUGUGGACCGCAAGAAUUUCCAUGYAAUGCGACCAGCUGCAUCCCACUUCRUUGGAAGUGUGAUGGGCGUCGAGACUGYGUUAAUGGGCGAGAUGAAGAAUGCUGUGGAAYUCCAACCACUAAACCUCCACCRACUACAACCCACGCUCYUACCACUUCACCACCAACAUGUCAACCGCCUAAGGUACCUGUUGCCUGUCAAACCCAAUGUCCGAACSAAUGCCACUUCCUGGGGAAAUGCACGCCUGUGACAGCAAGACCCACAUGCACACCUGGCUGCCAGUGUCCAAAUGGUACCGUUAGCGAUGGCGUUACUUGCAGACCUCCAUCUCAGUGUCUUUGCCAGGACAUGAACGGAAACAUUCGACAGCCUGGAGAAAGAUGGCGAGAUCCAAACAAUAAGUGUCAAGAGUGCAUGUGCUUUAACAACCAAAUUAAUUGUUAUAAAAGGAUUUGUCCACCACUUUCYUGUUCGUCUUCAAGCCAAGUCUGGUUCCCUGGACAACACCACGCAGACCAAAGCACCCACCACCACACAGCCAAAACCACCAAUCACCACGCAGACCAAAGCACCCACCACCACACAGUCAAAACCACCAAUCACCACGCAGACCAAACCACCUUGUCCAUGCUAUGACAAUUUCACAGAGACAUGCCACCAGGUUGGAGAUGAAUACUGGGUUAGCGACUGUAAAAAGUGCGUGUGCUUCGGAAGAUCUCAAGGCAUCMAGUGUGCUUUAGGGUUUUGUAAACUUACAGAUAAGAUUUGCCGUCAACAGGGUUACGACUUCCUGUUUAAUAACGGCGUUGAUUGUUGCGAAUGCAGAAGAAAUCAAACGUGGACUACUACAGCUUUUCCUUCGUUUCCACCUACAACAGCAACACCCACAACACAAUACUGCCCAGGAAACACCAAAUACAGACUCUGUAAGAAACAACAGACUUGUCAUGACCGUGACUUGUGCGACAUUUCAAAUGCAGURAUGGGAUGCUGCUGUGAUGAAGGACUAGUGUUGUAUAACAAUCAAUGUAUAAACAUUACGCAAUGCCCUUGUAUUUUCAAGAACAAGAUAAUGGCUGAAAAUGAGGUGUGGUACCCAAGCGACCACGAAAUCUGCAAGUGUUCAAACGGUAGACAAGACUGUUCUCGUAAAUGUCAACCUGGAUUUCAUUGCGCAGCUAACGAGUAUAAAGUUCACCGCAACACACCAAACUCUAACGGGACAUGCUGCGAUUGUGUUGAAGAUUACUGUGAAGUCAAUGGAAAMGUCUACGAGAUUGGAGAAAAGUGGAGAGGUGAAUGGUCAUCACAGUUAUGUGAAACAUGUCAGUGUUUAAAGGAAGCCCGCAACAGAGCACAAGUGAAAUGUGACCGUACAAUAUGCAAUGCAUGUCCACAGUAUGAAGUCCCAGUUGUUGAUCCAAACAAGCGUGAAUGCUGCAAGUGUGAAUGCGACGAAAACCUAUGUCCUCAAAAGCCACCUUGCCCCACAGGUUCGUACUACAAGAAGAACAAGAUGGAGUGUUGCGGUUAUUGUUUUGCUAACAAGAAUGGAACCAAUGUGACAAUAACGUUCACUCCAAGUCCACCUACUACAGCAGCGACAGGUAUUAUCAUUAAAAGCACAACACAUCGACCUAUUUCGCUCCCGCCACGGCCUUCGACCAAAGGAAAGCCUUCCACCACAGGGCAGCCUACUUCUACUGGACAGCCAACUACAACUGAACAACCUACCACCACUGGACAGCCGACCACCACUGCACAACCUACCACCACUGGACAACCUACCACCACAGCACAACCUACCACCACUGGACAGCCUACUACCACUGAACAACCUAACACCACUGGACAGCCUACCACCACUGGACGGCCUACAACCACUGGACAGCCUACCACCACAGCACAACCUACCACCACUGGACAACCUACCACCACAGCACAACCUACCACCACUGGACAGCCUACUACCACUGAACAACCUAACACCACUGGACAGCCUACCACCACUGGACGGCCUACAACCACUGGACAGCCUACCACCACAUCACAACCUACCACUACUGGACAGCCCACCACCACUGAACAACCUACCACCACUGAACAACCUACCACCACUGCACAACGUACUACCAAAAGCCAGCCUACUAUAAGCGGUCAGUCUACUACCACAGUUAGGCCUACCACCACAAGACAGCCUACUACAACGGGAMGGCCCACYUCAACAGGGCAGCCCACCACUGCACAACCUACCACAACAGAACAGACUACUACCACAGGGCAUCAUAUUUGCGAUUGCUCUUCUGGACUGGGAAUGCAGGACCAUCGUAUCAGAAACCAGGACAUCGUGACUUCAUCUWCUCGUUACCCGUUGUCUGAUGGUGGUCAGGCAAGACUAUAUAAUCGUUACUCGGCAUGGCAGCCACGGCCUGAUGAUGUCAAUCCGUUUGUACAAAUAUACUUGGGUAAAAAUAAGCUWGUUACUGCUAUUUCUACACAAGGACAUCCACUACGAUCUGAGUAYGUCAGCAAUUACAUUAUAAAAUAUAGCAUUAAUGGACGAGUUUGGAAAUUUGUCACUUCAUUCGGAAACAUCCCAAAGGUAUUCAAAGGCAAUGAGGACAGCAAUACCGUUGUUAAAAAUUUCAUACCGAAAGGGAAAGUUGUUGCACGUUAUAUAAGAAUCAUUCCUUUUAAGACUGACAUGAAUGACCAACUGCCAAUUGCCUUACGUCUAGAAGUACAUGGUUGUCCAGCAACCUGUGAAUCAAAAACCACAUCCCCUACAACACCGCAGACAACCACCCAGUUACCUACCACCACAGAAGCACCAGCAACCAGUGAACCCACCACCACAGAAGCACCAACAACAAAGAAACCUACCACCACAGAAACACCAACAACAAAGAAACCUACCACCACAGAAUUUGUUGGAACAACCACCCCAAAGCUACCUACAACUGUACAUACAGCUACAACAAUGCUACCUACAACUGUUCCAGCUUCUGGAUGCACCACCRUUCCCAGUCACAUGAAUAUCAAAGUGGGUGAGUGUGUCAGUAAGCAGCCURUCAACCUUGGUUCRUGCCAAGGACAUUGCCCAUCUAACACAACAGCUUUACCAAGUCCACCAUACUACCAAUCUCAAUGUCUCUGUUGCAAGCCAUCGCGACUUCAUCCAAUCAAAAUUCUACUUGACUGCGGUCAAAAUCGUGAGCUUGAACAUCAGCUGGCUAUGAUUACUGCAUGUUCAUGUGAGGAAUGUUCUUAUGAUCCAGUGAUAAGCAGUGCAUCAGUGGAAUCACAAGGAAACCUCCCUGCACAGAUACGUAGAGAGAUUUCAUUUGAGCAACUUGUUGAUCAURUCAUGGGUAGGCAGCCGUAGUUAUGCUGUAUGCUUUUCAGUAUUGUUGUAGAAGGGAUAUCAUAUAAAACUAGAUGAAUGACAAUAAAUACCAUAAUGAGAA